Messenger RNA from Octodon degus (degu), 5979 nucleotides. RefSeq names its product prostaglandin F2 receptor inhibitor (gene Ptgfrn). The transcript has 10 exons. The record is from RefSeq and is a predicted model, not a curated record. Lineage: Eukaryota; Metazoa; Chordata; Mammalia; Rodentia; Octodontidae. Bases 1 to 2724 code for a protein of 907 amino acids.
AUGGACCAGGUAGGCAAGGAUGGUGUCUAUGAGGCAAAACGGAAGGAGGUGUCAGCACAGCCCAUGAUCAGAACCCCAGUAAAGCCAGAGAGGCUGCUGGUGCCCAAGCCCUUCCUCCCAUCCUCUGCCCUUGCAGCUCUUUGUCGCGGGCGUGUGGUGAGAGUCCCCGCAGGAACACUUGUCCGAGUGGUCGGCACCGAGCUGGUCAUCCCAUGCAAUGUCAGCGACUACGACGGCCCCAGCGAGCAGAACUUCGACUGGAGCUUCUCGUCGCCGGGGAGCAGCUUUGUGGAGCUGGCGAGCACCUGGGAGGCAAGCUUCCCCACCCAGCUGUACCAGGAGCGGCUGCAGAGGGGCGAGAUCCUGCUGAGGCGGACCGCCAACGAUGCAGUGGAGCUGCACAUCAAGAAUGUGCAGCCCUCGGACCAAGGCCACUACAAGUGCUCAACGCCCAGCACAGAUGCCACCGUCCAGGGCAACUACGAGGACACGGUGCAGGUUAAAGUACUGGCUGAUGCCCUGCAUGUGGGCCCCAGCGCAAGGCCGCCGCCCAGCCUGAGCCUGCGGGAGGGAGAGCCCUUCGAGGUGCGCUGCGCCGCCUCCACCAACUCGCCCCUGCACACCCACCUGGCGCUGCUGUGGGAACUGCACCGCGGGCCGACCCGUCGGGCCGUGCUCGCCCUCACCCACGAGGGAAGGUUCCGCCCGGGCCCUGGCUACGAGCAGCGCUACCACAGCGGCGACGUGCGCUUGGACACAGCGGGCAGUGACGCCUACCGCCUCUCAGUGGCCCACGCGCUGUCCUCUGACCAGGGCUCCUACUGGUGUGUGGUCAGCGAGUGGAUUGCGGAGCAGGGUUACUGGCAGGAGAUCCAGGAAAAGGCCGUGGAGGUUGCCACCCUGGUGAUCCAGCCGACAGUUCUGCGAGUAGCUGUGGCCAGGAAUGUGUCCGUGGCUGAAGGGAAGGAACUCGACCUGUCCUGCAACAUCAGCACAGACCGCGUGGAUGACGUCCGGCCCGAGCUGACCUGGUACUUCAGCAGGGUGCCUGACAGCACCUUGCCUGCCCGCCGCCAGCUGGCGCGGCUGGACCGCGACUCCCUCGUGCACAGCUCACCUCACGUGGCUCUGAGUCAUGUGGACACGCGCUCCUACCACUUACUGGUUCGAGAUGUCAGCAAGGAAAACACCGGCUACUAUUUCUGCCAUGUGGCACUCUGGACACCAGGACACAACCGGAGCUGGCACAAGGUGGCAGAGGCCAUGUCUGCCCCGGCCAGCGUGGGUGUGACAUGGCUAGAACCAGACUAUCAGGUGUAUCUGAAUGCUUCCAAGGUCCCUGGGUUUGCAGAUGACCCCACUGAGCUGGCAUGCCGGGUAGUGGACAUGAAGAACGCCGAGGCUGGAGUCCGUUUCACCGUGUCGUGGUACUACAGGAUGAACCGGCGCAGCGACAGCGUGGUGACGAGCGAGCUUCUUGCAGUCAUGGACGGAGACUGGACGCUGAGAUACGGAGAGAGGAGCAAGCAGCGGGCCCAAGACGGAGAGUUUAUUUUUUCUAAGGAGCACACGGACACAUUCAGUUUCCGCAUCCAAAGGACUACGGAGGAGGACAGGGGCAGUUAUUACUGCGUGGUGUCCGCAUGGACCAAACAGCGGAACAGCAGCUGGGUGAAGAGCAGGGACGUCAUCUCCAGGCCCGUCAGUAUAUUUUGGGCAUCGGAAGAUUCCGUGCUGGUGGUGAAGGCACGGCAGCCGAAGCCUGUCUUUGCUGCAGGAAAUACAUUUGAGAUGACUUGCAAAGUGUCUGCCAAGAACAUCAGGUCCCCCCGCUACUCUGUGCUCAUCACUGCUGAGAAGCCCGUCGGGGACUUCUCCAGCCCCAAUGAAACCAAGUCCAUCAUCUCCCUGGACCAGAACGCGGUCGUGAAGCUGGAGAACUGGACAGAUGCUUCACGGGUAGAUGGUGUUGUGUUAGAGAAAGUCCAGGAGGAUGAAUUUCGCUAUCGAAUGUACCAAACUCAGGUCUCAGACGCAGGGCUGUACCGCUGCAUGGUCACAGCCUGGUCGCCCGUCAGGGGCAGCGCAUGGCGGGAAGCAGCAACAGGUCUCUCCAAUCCGAUUGAGAUCGACUUCCAGACCUCAGGUCCCAUCUUUAAUGCCUCUGUGCAUUCGGACACACCAUCGGUCACCCGGGGAGACCUGAUCAAAUUGGUCUGCAACAUCACCGUGGAAGGAGCCCUGGACCCAGAUAACAUGGCCUUUGACGUGAGCUGGUUUGCGGUACACUCCUUCGGUUUGGACAAAGCUCCCUCCCUGCUGUCCUCCUUGGAUCGGAAGGGGAUCGUGACCACGGGCAGGAGGGACUGGAAGAGUGACCUCAGCUUGGAGCGCGUGAGUGGGCUGGAAUUCCUGCUGCAGGUACAUGGCUCUGAGGACCAGGACUUUGGCAACUACUACUGUGCCGUGACACCGUGGGUGAAGUCCCCAACAGGUUCCUGGCAGAAGGAGACGGAGAUCCUCUCCAAGCCCAUCUUUAUAACCGUGAAGAUGGAUGUGCUGAACGCCUUCAAGUAUCCCCUGCUGAUCGGGGUGGGUCUGUCCACCGUCAUCGGGCUCCUGUCCUGCCUCAUCGGAUACUGCAGCUCACACUGGUGCUGUAAGAAGGAGGUGCAGGAGACGCGGCGGGAGCGCCGGCGGCUCAUGUCAAUGGAGAUGGACUAGGUGGCGGCCAACAGGGAGGGGCCAAAGGACGUUCUGGGACGGUGGGGGUGAGAAGAGGACAGUGAUCCUUCAAAGGAAGUGCGUUACACUAAAACCAGUCCUCUCUAAUCUCAGGUGGGACUUGGCGCUCACUCGUUUCUGCAUGUCAGGUUCAGAGCGCGGAUGUGUUUACCAGCACGCAGCUCCUCAUCCCACAGCACUUUCUGAUGUAUAACAAUCGCGUGUGUUUCCCCGACUGCAGCUUUUUAAUGGUUAACCUUCGUCUGAUUUUUUUUUCUUCUCCUACUGGCUUAGAGAUCCUCCGACUUGUGUGUGUUGGUCACUUUUGUUGCGAUGGCUUGUGGUGAGGAAGGGGUAAUGGCGGUCAGAGUUCUUUAUCUUGCGUGAGAUUGUGCCCGCCCAUAGUAGGGGCUCCCUUGGGGAGGGCUGCCGCGGCUCUGCCCCAGCUGAGAGGUGACACAGACCUGUGCCGAAGGCUCGUUUGUGGUUUUCGCUACCCUGCUCCAUCUCCCUAUUUCCAGGAGUUUAGACUACAUUGGAAAUCUAAACUUGGGGUACGUAACUUCUCAUGGAGCCCAAAUGCAUUUCUUUUGCUUCUCUGCCCCUCCGCCAUUUCUUUUGCAUCCGUUUUCUGUAAGCGUGCUACUAGGGCAGCCCUGGAGUUUGGAAUUUGGCUUUCCACCGAGCACCUUAUCUCACCACCUUCGCCUUAAGAGUGAAUAUGAGGAUAAAACCACAGCUGCCUCCACCCAGGGCAGAUAGAAGUUCUGCAAAGAGGAGGAGGUUGGGGACCAGAAAAGGACAGACAUUCUAUCAGAUGGAUCUGCACCCGCUGACCCAGGGCCGCCAAGGAGAGCUCUAGGAAGUUAGGGUACGCAGCCCGCACCCAGAGGUCAGUGCAGUCAGGGCAGUGCCAGGCUGAAGCAGCCCCCCAUUUUGCCCUUCUGCCCUUCAUGAGGCAAAGUGUAGGCCACCAGGGGCCUUGCAGGGGACCCUCAGAUAGGCCGUGUCCUUCAUUUGCCUCUUGGGUCCCUUUGCAUGAAAGCAAAUUGCUGUUUGCAAGAUUGACUGACUUCAAGGACUCAGAAAUUGCUUGGAGGAAUCAUGUGUCUUCAGUGACCUUUUCAGUCCUUCAAACCUUUUUAAGAGCCCCUGCAGGGGGCCGGUGAGAGAGGGUAUACUUGUUGGUAUGUUUGCUUUCCUAUUAGGAAACCCAGCAAUUUACUGUCACGUGGGCAGCCUGUAAAGUAGGGCUGAGAGCAGCUGCUGUGCCCGACUGCCCCCAUCAGGAGCAGAGGAGCAGACAGGAAGAUGCUCCCGGUCCCCAGCUUCCACUUUGGCAGCGUCGCACCCCUCCAAGCCCUGGCUCCCUGGAGCGUCUCACACCCCACACUGCACUGGCCUUCUGGAAGCACCCCAGUGGGGUUUCCUGAGGCUCCCUGGUGACUCAUGCCCUGAUGGCAAUCCUCCUUGCAUUUAUUCUGGCUCUGAAGUGUCUAACACUGCUCUGUCUUCCAAAAGAGAAAAAGAUGCGUUUGUUUUGAGCAAUAAAGUAAUACAGAAUGAUAGCCCUUCCUGUGCAGCUCUUUGUCACCACAGGCCGGAUGAGCCGAGCUCCUCUCCGCUCUCCACCCCCGCUUCCCUCUCUGCUGCCUAUGACUGGGCCUCCACUAUCACUGGGUCGAUCCCAGAGGCAGAUUUCUACCUAGUUUUCCUUUUUUAUUUUGCCCAGUGUGGGGACCACUCCUGGAGUAGAGAUGCGAAAUUCUAUGCUGAUGGCUGCAGUACGGUUGGGUUCCAGGCUUCAAGUGUGGUGGAAAAACAGGCCGCAGGUAUGCCCUACCCCGGUGAGAGACUGCAGGAAACAGAGACCUCCUCAAGGCACUAGGUUCGGGUGUUCUCUACAUGCCAUUUCCUAAAUCCACUAUUUCAGAGAGAGUAGGACAUGAAUGAACGUAUAAACAGGAGUUAAGAGCAGCAGGCGCUGUCUUAGUUGCAGCCAGUGCCCUUGGGGUCUUCCAGUUACUACAUGAAGGUCAGGAUUGUUAGGGCACUGGUCCUCUUUAGUAAGAGGACAAAGUACUUAGCUUUGGACAGGACCAGGUAGAUCGCACCAGACACACGGUGGUGGUCAAGGGAUCAAGUGGUCACCUUUGCCUUUCGAGUGGGUGGUGCAGUUAGAGGCUGCGUUGUCACAGCACUGAUUUGCACAUACCCCGCUAUGUCCUUUUGGGUCAGCCAAACCUCACCUCAGCAAGGGGCAGGGAGAGGGGGCAGCAAUCCCGGGACAUGGCGCCGAGGACCUGGCACCUUCCGGGGACAUAAAAUUGCUUGGGAUGAGUGUCUGUUUUAAAAUGUGAGAUAUGCUCUUGUACCAAAUAGGGCUUCCCACAAAGUGCUCUUCUGGGAGAGGCUGCUGCCAGCAGCGCGGGCGAGCGUGGAGGAGGGGCCGGGCCGGGCCCCACGCGGAUGGAACUGCGCUUCUUGACAGAAACUGUGGAAGGUUGGGUUUUUCCCCAAUUGCUAAGGUGUAUCCAGAAGGAGCCUAAGCUGUGUUCAGAUAGAAGCCUCAAAAUUACUUUAGAUUGUUUACUUUAUGAUGUUUACAUACACGUUUCACUUUAAAAAAAAAAAGAAAAAAGAAAUAAAAGAAAAAUGCAAACUCUGGCUUUUUAAAAACUUUUCAGAUUUUUCAUGGGACAAUGGAACUCCGACUCACCAGCUGAAUUCAAUCUUAAGUUAGAGGUGUACUCAUGUGUGUUUCCCCCUCCUCCCGGCCACGCGGCUCCCUCCUGCCCACAUCUCUGUGUGUUGCCCUGGUGGCUCUCGCCUCUUGCUUUGCAGACUGCAGCCGCGAUUUUGUCACUGACAUCCGUGAGCCAAAGACUGAGCCUUUCGGGCAGGAACAAUAAGCAAUACUACACAACUUGCGACUUUCAGAAAACUUUUGUUUUUUAGCUUCACCGAUGACAACAGAGGAAGAAGGGAACUGGGCUUCGGGUAAGUUCUCCUCCGCUGUUCGACCAAACUCUCAGUGGUAGACGUCUGUGCAGAUCACUAGGAAAACGGCUUGACUGUCUUUUGAGCGUGGCGCAUCAGGAUCUGCAGAAUUUUCCAGAGACAAUGAAAAGGUCUUCUGUAUUUUUGUCCAUAUCCAAUGUUAAAUGAACUAAUUGUAUUGUUUUAUACUGUGACCACAGAUAUUAUGCAAUGCACCAUUUGUUUUUUAUUUCAUUAAAGGAAGUUUAAUUUAAA